This is a messenger RNA of Propithecus coquereli (Coquerel's sifaka), 1962 nucleotides long. RefSeq names its product family with sequence similarity 161, member B (gene FAM161B). The coding region runs from base 16 to 1962 and encodes 648 amino acids. The record is from RefSeq and is a predicted model, not a curated record. The transcript is spliced from 9 exons. Gene Ontology annotation, cellular component: cilium. NCBI's taxonomy places the organism in Eukaryota, Metazoa, Chordata, Mammalia, Primates, Indriidae. Gene Ontology annotation, biological process: cilium organization.
UGCUAGGCUCAAAAGAUGACUGUUGGGAGCCCUGCGGGAGCCCACGGUGGCGCGGAGGGGAGCCGUCAGAUAUUUCCUCCCAAGUCCUCGUCAGACACAGAGGCAGAAGAGGAGCUGCCUGGGGAUGGGCCGGUUCUGCCCAGGGCUGGCAAACUUGAUGAGUUCCUCAGUCCAGAGGAGGAGACAAAUUCUACUUCUGACUCAACUGGGAGCUUUUAUGAGACCCUACAGGUACUAAAGCAGAAAGGCAGACAGUGUCUGUUGGAGUCUUUCUUUCAGUCUGACCCAGACAGUGAUGACAACCUCUCUGAAGACGAGGAGGACCUGGAGAAGUUUUUCCAAGACAAGGGCAGGGGGAAGCCACAGGUCCAGUGUCCUCUGUCUCUGAGGUGUGGCUCUACAAGGCGCUGCAGCUCCCUGAGCAACCUUCCCUCCGAUAUUCCCAGGGCUCAGACCCAGCCACCAUCAGCCUCUGGGCCUCCCUCCCAACGCAGAAGUGUCAGCUCCUGGGCAUCAUCCAUCACCGUCCCUCGGCCAUUCCGCAUGACGCUGCGCGAGGCCCGCAAGAAAGCCCAGUGGCUGGGCUCACCUGCCUCCUUUGAGCAUGAGAGGCAGCAGGCCCAGAAGCAGGGCCAGGAGGAGGCCGAGUGCCAUCGGCAGUUCCGGGCACAACCUGUGCCUGCGCAUGUCUACCUGCCUUUGUAUCGGGAGAUCAUGGAGCGCAGUGAGUCCCGAAGGCGGGCAGGGAUCCAGAAGAGGAAGGAACUGCUCCUCUCUUCCUUGAAGCCCUUCAGUUUCCUAGAGAAGGAAGAGCAGCAAAAGGAAGCUGCUCGACAGAGAGACUUGGCUACCACAGUUAAGGCCAAGGCCCCUGAGCAGAAGGCCACCAGAAGGAUCCCCAAGUCCAUUCUGGAGCCAGCCCUCGGGGACAAACUUCAGGAAGCUGAGCUCUUCAGGAAAAUUCGCAUUCAGAUGAGGGCCCUGGACAUGCUCCAGAAGGCCUCCUGCCCUGUUGCCUCCUCUAGAAGCCAGGCCGACCGACAGCCCCGCACAGCCACCCGAACCCGGGAGGAAAAGCUCAGGUUUCUGCACACUGACUUUGGAUUCCAGCCUCGGGUGAAUCCUGUGGUCCCUGACUAUGAGGGCCUUUACAAGGCCUUUCAGAGAAGAGCUGCCAAAAGAAGGGAAACCAGAGAGGCAACUCGCAACAAGCCCUUCCCGUUGAGGACUGCCAACCUGUGUCAUACUCAGCGGUCCUGCCAUGCUGCCACCACCGGAGGGAGCAGGGAUUCCCCACAGCCACCAGCUACACCCCUGCCAAGGAGUCGUUCUCUAAGUGGCCUUGCUUCCCUCUCUGCCAACACGCUCCCUGUGCACAUCACAGAUGCCACCAGGAAGAGGGAAUCUGCAGUCAGAAGUUCACUUGAAAAAAAGGACAAGGCAGAUGAGAGUAUUCAGUGGUUGGAGAUGCACAAAAAGAAGUGUCAAGCGAUGUCUAAAUCUGUGACCUUACGUGCAAAAGCCAUGGAUCCCCAUAAAAGCCUGGAAGAGGUGUUCAAAGCAAAGCUGAAAGAGAACAGGAACAAUGACCGUAAAAGAGCAAAAGAGUAUAAGAAAGAAUUGGAGGAAAUGAAGAAGAGAAUACAAACAAGGCCCUACCUCUUCGAACAAAUUAGCAAGGAUCUUGCCAGGAAAGAAGCAGAACAACGGUAUCUGGACACCCUGAAGCAGGCUGGGCUGGAGGAAGACUUUGUGAGGAACAAGGGUCAAGACACCUGGGCUGUACAAGGGAAGGAAGGGACCAAAGUCAAGGAUUCUCCCAGCAUCCAUGAAACUACAAAAUUCAGCAUCAGAGAUCCACAGCAGGACUUAGAAGACUCUCUAGAACAGGCUACAUGUCCCAAGAAAGUACUGGAGGAGCUGUCUUAUGAAUCCCUGGACAAUCUCAAAUCACUUGCUUAA